Molecule: messenger RNA, 2643 nt
Organism: Durusdinium trenchii
Lineage: Eukaryota; Dinophyceae; Suessiales; Symbiodiniaceae
Source: the annotation of a GenBank genome assembly
AUGGAGAUGGAUGAGGAGAGCCGCGAGCUCAACCAAGAGCCUGCACAGCGCAUCUUCCGAGUGCUGGCCGCCAUCAAGAAGUAUGCGGCGGAUCUGGUGAGGCUUUUAGACGACUUGGACGCUGGAGCCUUUGUGGGACAGUCGCUGGAAGGUGCGCCGCUUCAGACGAAAUGGCGCCCAAACUCCCAUGCGGCAGUGGCGUUGCUGGGGACGAUGCUGCUGAUCCUUGAAGAAGGUCUGCCGGGCGAGAUGCGGGAGAGGGCCCUGGUGCUCUUCUAUCGCUGCACCGUGGGCACUUGUGAAGAGCCGGAGGACUUCGCCGAAGUGUGCCGGCUCUUCAAGUCCACCGGCCGCCACGAGGACUUGGCCAAUCGGAAACCUGGCUAUCCGGAGAACUACUUCGCACGUUUCGUCUUGCCGAAGGAGGCGCUGCGCCUGGUCAUCGGCAAGCUGCAGACCGGCGACCUCUACGAGGCGAGUCGCCACUACCCGCUCCCCGAGCAUCGCUCCCAUGGCCUGUCCUCGCAAGCGGGGCUCCUGUACGUGUGUCUCUUCUUCGAGCCCAAGACCUUGGAGUCGGAUUUCAUGGCGAUGCGUGAGAUCGUGGAUCGCUAUUUUGGCGAUAGUUGGGUGGUCGCUUAUGCCCUAGGCUUCACGGCAGACUUGCUGCAGAUGUGGGCACCGUAUCCGGCGGCGAAGCAGGCAUUGGGGCACGCGGUCACGACAAGCAAUGUGCGACAGCUCCAAGAAAGGCACAUGGAGCGCUUAGCGGAUGCACAAGCAAAGCUCAAAGACUGUCUGAUGGAAGGAGUCCUCACUGAGGACUACGUCAGCAGCAAGACGUCACAGUUGCUGAGCCUCUUUCGAGAGGCCAAUACCAGCAUCCGAUGGCUCCUCCUCCAGCCUACCACGAAAGAUCCCAAGCUGGAGAGUGUUUGCCGCAGCAGUGCGCGCAUGCGAGAGGAGGUGUUGGGAGCCUUGGUGGACACCGCCUUGCUUGAAGAGAAGGUCAAGGGCAUUUUGAUCCCUUUGGUCUCCAACCGCGAGGCGGACUGGGCGCGUUUGAAGGAGGAGGCGGCACUUUCGAUGGAUGACUUGGCCUUAUUCUUCUCCGGGGAGCACGCCUUGAAACGGAAGGUGCGGAACGAGGAGUUGGAGGAGUUCUUUCGAUCGUUGCAGCAGCGGAUCGAAGAGCUGAGCCUAAGUCAGGAGGAUUUCUCGUCUUUGGGGCGGAAGGUGGCCCAGGUGGACAAGGCCCUCAAUGAGGUGGCCCUUUUCCAUGAAGUCUCGCAGCAGCCGCAGAUCUUGCACUUCCUCAGUGAUGCACGGCAACUGCUGCAACGCAUGCUGCGCACUGCCAACUUGAAUGAGGAGACGGUGUUCCGGUAUUCCAAUCAAAUUGAGGUGAAGCCUGUCACAUGGGCCAUCUCUGCUCAAAGUACUCAGCUGAAGACGCUCCGGAUCCUCCAUGAAGACGUCCAGAGACCUCAACUGGUGCUCCGGAAUGGCACUCCGGAGAUGCUGAGCACCAUUGAGACGGUGGCCGACCUGUCCUAUGCCUGGCACGCCUUGGCCGGUUAUAAAGAGGCGAUGGGGAACUUGUUUUCCAGCUCGCCCGAUAGCAUCAAGGGCUUGCGUGCGCUCUUCCUCAAGCUCGCGUCCAUCCUGGAGGUGCCGCUGCGGCGGAUCAGGCAGUCGGGCAACGAGUCGCAUGCGGCGCUGGUCUCCGAGUACUACUCGGCGGGGCUGGUGCGCUUCAUGCGCUCCGUCCUGCAGGAGGGUGAUGGCACUGAUAUUUCUCUUGAGAAAACGCUGACGACUGGGAAGACCUUGGAGAAUACCUUGAACGACAUCCCACGGCUUAUCUUCCAGCUCCUGGCGCAACUGGCGCGGCUCAGCAAGUCCUCCACACCCAACUGGCCCAGUUCCCGCGUCGCCUUCGCGGAGCUGCAAAAUUACGCCCAGAGGAGCGAGGGGGCCAACCUGGAGGUGGGUCAGCUCACACGUCGCAUUGCUUUGCUCAUGCGCGGCAUCCGCGAGACGGACGUGGCCUAUUUGGGUGCCAUUCUGGUCGAGCCGAAGGAAGUUCUAGGGGAUGGGCUCAGACGUGAGCUGGCACAGCAGAUCGAAACGAUGUUGGCCAAGACCAGUUUCGAGCCCCUGGAGGCCUCGUUGAAGGACUUGGCUGAGCAAAGUCUUCGGCUUCGGAGCUCCUUCGAGCACGUCCAAGACUAUCUCGGGGUCAGUGCACAAGAACUUUGGCGGAGCCAAUUCAGUCGGGUGGUCCGUUUUCUGCUCCACAUGGAGCAGCAGCAACUCCUGGGCCGCCGCAAAGGUGCCAAGGCGUCCCCGGACCACGACCCCACGCAGCCCAUCAGGUUUCCGGACGCCUUGGGCGGCUCCUUCCUGUCGCGCGGCGUGACGAAGCUCCUGGACGCCACCGAGCCGAGCAAGUGCUCGGGCGGAUUUCGACAGGCGCCCAGGGAUUGGUCCUCCAACUUGGACAGCCUGGUCUUGCAUCGUUUGAUGGCUCCUCGGUGUGGAGAAGGGCACCGGCCCGGUGGAGUAUCGCCCACUCGCAUCGGCCUUUCAUGUGGGGGGGGACUGGGUGGAAGACCUGGAUGGGUCCGGGGGUGUUCCUGA